Molecule: messenger RNA, 1971 nt
Organism: Microtus oregoni (creeping vole)
Lineage: Eukaryota; Metazoa; Chordata; Mammalia; Rodentia; Cricetidae
Gene: E2f1
Product: E2F transcription factor 1
Exons: 7
Coding region: 128-1426 (432 amino acids)
Biological process (GO): regulation of transcription by RNA polymerase II; G1/S transition of mitotic cell cycle
Cellular component (GO): Rb-E2F complex
Molecular function (GO): DNA-binding transcription factor activity, RNA polymerase II-specific; RNA polymerase II cis-regulatory region sequence-specific DNA binding; protein dimerization activity
Source: RefSeq, a predicted model, not a curated record
AGUGGCCCGGACUUUGCAGGCAGCGGCGGCCCGGGCGGAGCGGGAUCGAGCCCUCGCCGCGGCCUGCAGCCAUGGGCCCGCGCCGCCGCCGCCGCCUGCCUCCCGGGCCACGCGGGCCGUGAGCGCCAUGGCCGUGGCCCCCGCGGGCGGCCAGCACGCGCCGGCGCUGGAGGCCCUGCUCGGGGCGGGCGCGCUGCGGCUGCUCGACUCCUCGCAGAUCGUCAUCAUCUCCGCCGCGCCCGAUGUUGGCGCCCCGCAGGUCCCCGCCGGCCCCGCCGCGCCGCCCGCCGGCCCCCGCGACCCCGACGUGCUGCUCUUCGCCACACCGCAGACGCCCCGACCCGCGCCUAGUGCACCGCGUCCCGCUCUCGGCCGCCCGCCGGUGAAACGGAGACUGGAUCUGGAAACUGACCAUCAGUAUCUGGCUGGGAGCAGUGGGUCGUUCCGGGGCAGAGGCCGCCACCCAGGGAAAGGUGUGAAAUCUCCAGGGGAGAAGUCACGCUAUGAGACAUCGUUAAAUCUGACCACCAAACGUUUCUUGGAGCUGCUGAGCUGCUCAGCUGACGGUGUUGUUGACCUGAACUGGGCGGCUGAGGUGCUGAAAGUGCAGAAACGGCGCAUCUAUGACAUCACCAAUGUCCUUGAGGGCAUCCAGCUCAUUGCCAAGAAGUCCAAGAAUCAGAUCCAAUGGCUAGGCAGCCACACCAUGGUGGGAAUCAGCAAGCGACUUGAAAGCCUGACCCAGGACCUACAGCAGCUGCAGGAGAGCGAGCAGCAGCUGGAUCACCUGAUGCACAUCUGUACCACACAGCUGCAGCUGCUUUCUGAGGACUCAGACAGCCAGCGCCUGGCCUAUGUGACCUGCCAGGACCUUCGUAGCAUAGCGGACCCUGCAGAACAGAUGGUCAUAGUGAUCAAGGCCCCUCCUGAGACCCAACUACAAGCUGUGGACUCUGCAGAGACAUUUCAGGUCUCUCUUAAGAGCAAACAAGGCCCCAUCGAUGUUUUCCUGUGCCCUGAGGAGAGUUCAGGAGGCAUCAGCCCUGGGAGGACCCCAUGCCAAGAGACAUCAUCUGGGGAGGACCGGACCUCUGACUCUGGCACUGCAGGACCUCCACCAUCAACUCCUUCCACAUCCCCGACCUUGGAUCCCAGCCAAUCCCUGCUAGGCCUGGAGCAAGAACCAGUAUUGUCACGGAUGGGCAGCCUGAGGACCCCCACGGAAGACCAUCUGUCACCGCUGGUGGCUGCUGACUCACUCCUGGAGCAUGGUCGAGAAGACUUCUCUGCGCUCCUCCCUGGGGAGUUCAUCAGCCUUUCCCCACCCCAUGAGGCCCUUGACUACCACUUUGGCCUUGAGGAGGGUGAAGGCAUCAGAGAUCUCUUUGACUGUGACUUUGGGGAUCUGACCCCUCUGGAUUUCUGACGGAAGCCUAGGCAGCCAGGGCGUCUACCCUGUCUGCAGCUUUGGAGCCUCCUGCCCUGGGCCAUCCUUCCUGCCUCAUUGGAAAAGCACGAUUCAUACCCUCUUCUCUUUGCAGUAGCUUCUAGCUCUGGGGUUUGGCUGCUUCAAGAUGAGCAGACCAAAAGGGGAAGGAUUUUGUAUGGUGUGUGUGUGCAUGUGCACGCGCAUAUACACCCCACACUGCGCAGUGUAUGUGGGGUAUAUUCUGUGUGUGUGCGUGCGUGUGCAUGUGUGUGUGUACCGGGGAAUGAAGGUGAACACAUCUGUAUGUGUGCUGCAGACACAUCCUGGUGUGUCCACAUGUGUGCAUGAAUCCAUGUGUGCGCAUUGGGGUGGGGGUGGGGCUCUAACUGCACUUUUGGUGUCCUUGCUGCAAAGGCCCUGUGAGGCCCAGGGUGGCUGCCUGCUCCCAGAAUUCUGUGUCAGCCAGGCCAAGUGGGACAGCUAUCUUGGCUAGCUGGGAUUGCAGAGCGGCAAGAGCACUUCUUAAAGGUUUUCCGAUCGAA